AUGUUUUCAAUUUUAUUUAAAUUGUACACAAUAUUAAGUUUUGCUACUAGGGUAAUAGUUCUCUCUUCAAUCACUGCUUGGAAGAAGUACUUUUGCACACCAAAGGUGGUGAGCUCCAAACCUUUAACCGACGUUGCUUAUGCCAAGGAUAUCUCCGAUAUUGCCCAAAUCAGUGGGUAUAUUAUUAGAGAACACGUAGUUGCAACCAGUGAUGGAUAUUUACUUGUUAUCCACAAAUUAGAGAGCAAGAGCAGUAUCAGUUCGCGUAGACCGACAAUGGAUCAUGACAAGAUUGUGUACUUCCAUCAUGGACUUCUUACUAACUCUGAGUUAUUUCUUGUCGGAUCAUCCAAGAAAAAGAAUCUUCCAUACCUUUUAGUGGAUUUAGGAUAUGAAGUAUGGUUAGGAAAUAAUAGAGGUAACAAGUACUCUCGAAAGCAUUUGAAAAUGUCAGUAUCUGAUAAGAAAUAUUGGAAUUAUUCAUUGGAUGAAUUUGCUCUCUAUGAUAUUCCUGAUACUAUAACGUAUAUUUUAUCAUUUUAUCAACCGGACAGCAAACUAGUUUACGUUGGGUUUUCUCAAGGAUGCUCACAACUCUUUGCCAGUUUAAGUUUACGUCCAGAUCUCAAUGAACGUAUAAGGUUGUUUGUAGGUCUUUCACCAGCGAUAGUACCUCGUGAUUUGAGUCAUUCGUUGCUCAAGGUUAUUAUCAACCAAACUGCAAAUGAUAAUUCAUUUUUGUAUAGUCUCUUUGGCCAAAGAGCAAUUCUUCCUUCAGUUUCAUAUUGGUGUUACCUUAUGGGACCUGAUUUAUAUCAAAAAGUGGUGGAUGUUUCUCUUCAAUUUUUAUUUGGAUGGUCUGGGAAAAACAUCUCUACACAACAAAAACGUUUAGGUUAUCCUCAUAUGUUUUCAAAUUCUUCAGUGAAGUCUAUCAUACAUUGGUUUCAAAUUAUAUCUUCAAGAAGAUUUCAAAUGUUUGAUGAAACUUGUAAUAUUGGUCUUAGUGGACUUUCUACAUUAUCUCAUGACCUGAAACUAACCACGAGUAGGGUUGCACCAUUUCCUAUAUCACAUCAUUUAGACGUUCCCAUGGUGUUGGUUUACGGAGAUAGUGACAUUUUGGUGGAUAUUGAAAGUACAAAAGAAUUGAUUUUAUCACAAAAUGGGAGAAUGGCGACUAAAUUGAUCGAUACCAUAAGAUGUAAAGGAUAUGAGCACAUGGAUACCCUUUGGGGUGAUAAUGUAUAUGAAGAUGUCUUUGAAAAAGUGAUACAACUCAUUCAAAAUCUGCAAGAAAUAGAAGCAAAACUGAAUGGGAAUGGAAUAUAUUCGAAGAGAGAAUUAUACAAUAAUUUAUAA
This is a messenger RNA of [Candida] anglica, 1362 nucleotides long. The record is from the annotation of a GenBank genome assembly. Lineage: Eukaryota; Fungi; Ascomycota; Pichiomycetes; Serinales; Debaryomycetaceae.